Molecule: messenger RNA, 177 nt
Organism: Anisakis simplex (herring worm)
Lineage: Eukaryota; Metazoa; Nematoda; Chromadorea; Rhabditida; Anisakidae
Source: the annotation of a GenBank genome assembly
GGUGUCGGUUGCAAUGCUCCUUGGGGUGUCCCAUUUGAUGAUAAGAUUUGUGAAGGCCUCAACUGUAAAUCGGGUGGUAUUACCGUGAGUGCCUUAAUGCCUGUAUCAGGUGAUUUUAAUGGUAGUGUUGGUAUUGAUGUUGGUAGUGAUUGUGAUGAUAAUGAUGGAUUUGGUUGA